UUAGAUACCUCUGCAGCCCUACCGCAAAUUCUUGUCGCAUCCCUAAUGCACAUGUAUUUUGGAAAAAUAGCAGAGUUUUGAUAGGAAUAACGAUAUAAUAAUGGUGAAAGGAAAAAAGCCUUAUAUUGACCGCAAGAAAGCAGUAACAUUUCAUUUGGUUCAUCGCAGUCAACAUGAUCCACUGGUUACAGAUGAAACUGCGCCACAACGAGUGCUACUUGAGGCAAGCGAUAGGCAGGCCUCGGCCAAGCAACAAAAUGAAAUAGGAGUGGAUCCAGCUAAACGCCAAGAAGAGCAAAAGAAGUUUGGAAUACACUUUGAUGACAACUACGAUUAUCUGCAACAUUUAAAGAAACGCGAAAAUAAGAUUGUUUGGGAAUACAUGGAGAACCCAAACCAAGCUAAAAACGAAAAUGUUGGUUCGGUCAAGAACCAAAAUCGGUUGCAACUACCUAGCUCCGUGUUUGCCAGCGAAUUCGAAGAGAAUGAGGGCAUGUUGAACAAAGCAGCCUUGCAGCCAGGACCGCGUCCAGAUUGGGACCCUGAAGUUAUUGCUGCACUCGAUAGCGAUUUUGAGGACAAGGAAGACCUUGAGGACGACUUUGUAACGCAAGCGAUGGGCAGUAAUAGUGAUGAAGAAAUCGGUUGGGAGGACCAUGAUGGUGAAGAAGAUAUGGAAUUCGGUUCAGAUAAUUUGAAGGACGAGGAAAAUGUCGAUGAGUUUAUGGAUCGCCUCGGACCGCUAAUGAGACAGCGCCGUUUUGAUGACGAAGAAGUGAAGUCGCGCUUUACCGAAUAUUCAAUGUCAUCCAGCGUUAUUAGACGCAAUGAGCAACUUUCCCUGCUGGACGAUCGUUUUGAGGAAUUCUUUAAAACCUACGACGAUCCCGAGCUAGGGGAUCUUGCUUUGGAUGACAUAGAAGGAAAUUGGCAACAAAAGCAUCCGGUUGUUAUGCAAUGCUUUCAGGAAUUCAAAAAGAAAAAAAAUAAUAUGGCGUAUAAGAAAGAAUGGGACCGAGAGCGCAUUAAGAAAUACUUAAAUAUUGUAGAAGGCGAAGAGGAUCCGUCAGAUGACCUCGUCAAUUAUGAAGUGGAAGAAUCCAAAGACAGAAAAUGGGAUUGUGAAUCAAUAUUGUCCACUUACUCUAAUAUUUAUAACCAUCCUAAAUUGAUCGAUGAACCUCGUUCACAGCGCAUAGCAAAAACAAUACAAAUUAACUUCAAAACAGGACUGCCAAAAAAUGUGCUUCGAGUAGGAAUUAAUUCACAGCUCACAGUCAAGACGCUAGCCAACCUCGAUGACGGAUCGUCAAUUAAAAUUGGUCCAGAAUCCUUAUGUUGUAAGUCAGUACUUUCAACGCUUAGUGUUCUUUCAAUACGUCCCAAGGAUGAAACACCUGAAGAGAAACGCGAGAGAAAGCGUUUACUGAAAGAUUACAGAAGUGAGCGCCGCAUCGAAAAAAAGGGCAAUGCAGAGUCAUUUAAGGAGGAAAAGAAGCGACUGACGCAUGUUAAAAUCAAUCAACGUUGCAAUCAACAGGGAUCUUCUAUUGUGUAGGCAAUAUUAUUAUAUAUGAUUAAAAAUAUUACACUAAUUCCAUUUGUCCAAGGAAUGGUUUGCCUUCAAUUAAUAAAACACAUUGAACACA
Molecule: messenger RNA, 1649 nt
Organism: Drosophila busckii
Lineage: Eukaryota; Metazoa; Arthropoda; Insecta; Diptera; Drosophilidae
Gene: LTV1
Product: protein LTV1 homolog
Exons: 2
Coding region: 101-1558 (485 amino acids)
Biological process (GO): ribosomal small subunit biogenesis; ribosomal small subunit export from nucleus
Cellular component (GO): preribosome, small subunit precursor; nucleus; cytosol
Source: RefSeq, a predicted model, not a curated record